This is a messenger RNA of Eimeria mitis, 480 nucleotides long. RefSeq lists its product as uncharacterized. The transcript is spliced from 2 exons. Bases 1 to 480 code for a protein of 159 amino acids. NCBI's taxonomy places the organism in Eukaryota, Apicomplexa, Conoidasida, Eucoccidiorida, Eimeriidae. The record is from RefSeq and is a predicted model, not a curated record.
AUGUUGGGUGUCGCGGCGAGGGGCAUCGGGCGGCGCCCUGCAGCAGCAGCAGCAGCAGCAGCAGUAUCGAGGUCUCUUAGCGUUGGGGUACCCAUGACAGCGGUAGCAACAGCAACAGCUACAGCAGCAACAGCAGCAGGAGCCUCUCGUCAGUUUUCGGGUGUUAGGUUUCUGGAUGAGAAGAGGACUGGAGAGGAGACUGUGUACUUCAAGAAAGAAGACGAGGCGUUGCUGCGUCGUUUGUUAGCAAAGCAUCCGGAGGCAGAUCCCAAGUUUCAGUCGAGUGGGGGGAGUGCGUCUUUGGAGUCUCUGCAGAGUUCCUUAUCUCUCUGUGUCUCUAAGCACUUCAAGCAGCAGGCCCCAAAGGCUUUCCUUGAUGAGCUGACGACCAUCUUCGCUAGCCACGGCUGGCAACCGCCGGAAGAUCUCAAGGGCCACCUUCUCCGCUCCAUGCAGACAAAACCCCGCGGCGCCAGCUAG